Molecule: messenger RNA, 1601 nt
Organism: Loxodonta africana (African savanna elephant)
Lineage: Eukaryota; Metazoa; Chordata; Mammalia; Proboscidea; Elephantidae
Gene: C1QL4
Product: complement C1q like 4
Exons: 2
Coding region: 721-1437 (238 amino acids)
Molecular function (GO): protein binding
Source: RefSeq, a predicted model, not a curated record
CACUGCUGCCCAGCGAGAUUAGGGAGGAGGGACCGAGGGAAGGCGAGCGCUCGCAGCAGAGGGGCGCGGGCCGGGGCUCUAGCAGGAGCCGAGGCCGCGGCUGGAGUAGGAAAGUGGGAUCAGUACUCGCCAAAAGCCAGAGUGCAAAACCUACGAGUAGGUCGCGUCUGGUGAGCGCCACCUGCAGCGCAGAGCCUGGGACGUCCCGGGCGGGGAGAGUAGUCCCCGUUCCGGCCGGGAGCGAUCUGUCUGGGCAGCCAGGGACCCAGGCCUCCGCCAUCCGUGAGAAAGCAGCCGCCGGGAGAGCAGGUGACUCAGGCAUCCUAGAUCCGUAAGAAACCAGCCGUCCGAGAAGCCGCGAUCUCAGGCGCCCAGGAUUGUUAGGACUGAACGGGAGGGUAAUAGAGGACCUGGGGCUCUGAACCGUCGGGAGCUGCCUCUGGCCCAACCUACGGGGGGACCUCGCCGUGACGGACGGUUUGGGUAACAGCACCACUGCGGCUGUAGCCCGCAGGGGCGUGGGUGGGGGGGCCGGGCGCAGCCGUCGGGGGGGGGUCCAGGCCCAGGCCCGACCCAGGCCCGGCCCAAGCUUCCGGGGCCCGCGGAGAGUCCCCGGCCUUCGCCGCCAUUGCGCCCAAGAGUGAGGAGGAUCUGCUGGCCCUGGCCGCGUCACGGCUGAACCGCCGCAAGCGGGUAGCUGGCGCGGCCGUCGGAGUGGCCAUGGUGCUGCUGCUGCUGGUGGCCAUCCCGCUGCUGGUGCACAGCUCCCGCGAGCCCGCGCACUACGAGAUGCUGGGUCGCUGUCGUAUGGUGUGCGACCCGCACGGGCCCAGAGGCCCAGGCCCCGACGGCGCGCCCUCCUCUGUGCCCCCCUUCCCGCCCGGCGCCAAAGGAGAGGUGGGGCGGCGCGGGAAGGCAGGCCUGCGGGGACCCCCAGGACCGCCAGGUCCCAGAGGGCCCCCAGGAGAGCCCGGCAGGCCAGGGCCCCCGGGCCCUCCGGGUCCGGGCCCCGGCGGGGUGGCGCCUCCUGCCGGCUAUGUGCCUCGCAUUGCCUUCUACGCCGGCCUGCGGCGGCCUCACGAAGGUUACGAAGUGCUUCGCUUUGACGACGUGGUGACCAACGUGGGCAAUGCUUACGAGGCGGCCAGCGGCAAGUUCACCUGCCCCAUGCCGGGCGUCUACUUCUUCGCUUAUCACGUGCUCAUGCGUGGCGGCGAUGGCACCAGUAUGUGGGCUGAUCUGAUGAAAAACGGACAGGUUCGGGCCAGCGCCAUUGCCCAGGACGCGGACCAGAACUACGACUACGCCAGCAACAGCGUCAUUCUGCACCUGGAUGUAGGCGACGAGGUCUUCAUCAAGCUGGAUGGUGGGAAGGUGCACGGCGGCAACACCAACAAGUACAGCACCUUCUCUGGCUUCAUCAUCUACCCGGACUGAGCCCGGCUCCCCAAACCCCCGCCCCGCCCCGCCCCUCCGCCCCGUGCCCCUAGCUGGCCCCUCCGCUCCCCACCCCACCCCCCUCCAGCAGGCCCAGCCCAAGGCGCCACCCCGUCCAUUGAGAGCCCGGAAGUCCGCGGGCAGGCCCUCGGGCUCCGGAAGGC